UGAAAAUAUGCUUCUAGAUGAGGAGAGAAACCUGAAGCUGAGAACUUUGGUCUUGCCACCAGGUUAGAGCUGGCAAGGUACUGCAAGAACAAUGUGGGACCAAGACCUACAAUGAUCCAGAACUGGUACUGGGAGAGGGCUAUGAUGGGAAGAAUUCGGAUGUGUAGACUCUGGGUGUGCUGCUCUAUUUUAUCACCACCAGGAACCACCCCUUCUGAGGAGACACCCUGGACAAGAUGGAGAGGAGAAUCAUAAAAAUGACCUAUGACCUAUCAGCUCAAUUCUCUGGGCAACUGGAAAAGCUAAUUCACUAAAUAUUCACAGUUUCCCAGAGAGAAGGCCCUCCGUUGAAGACCUUCAGCAUCAUUCUUGGGUCAUGAAAUGGGAAGAAAACAUCCCAAGUGACACCUACUUAGAUCCCAAUGUCCUAGACACACUGUCAUCUUGGGUUCAUUAUCAAUGCUGUCUUGUAAUCCUUUGUGAAGGGAAAAUACAAUGAAAUGAUGGGGACAUACCUCAUCAUCAAAGAGCAGUCACACAAGGGGCUAUGGUUUGCACUUGGCUUCACCACUUCAGCCAAGCCUGUGGACUUUGGAGUUGCAACUCCCCUUCCCAGUACGUUUCUGUAUCUCUGGUCUUCACCUAAAACAAAUGGCCAGUGAGUCCACCUUUGGCCUCUUCCACACUCAGCCCUCACCAAGACAAUUUAGCACCAGGAAACAAGGUUGCUAGACGUGCCUCCAUGCCUUUAUGUUGUCCCCAGAAAAAUAGCCCCACUUGUAUUCUUCGUGGGAGCACACUGACCACCUAGCCUCAUGGAAUGCCAACCCAACAACAGAGCUUGAACAGCCAAUAUAUGGUCCUAUUUCCCAUCGGCCAAGGUGCAUUUGGCUCGAAUCUGGCCUACCAUCGCAUCACAGGCAUGCUGGUGGCAAUAAAAUUUAUAGAUAAUGUUGAGGAAGACGUCCGGUUCAUUGUAUCAGAGAUGGGGGUCCUUGAAAAACUGCACCAUCCUAACAUCAUUCGCCUCUUCCAGGUGCUGGUAACACCAAAGCAAAUCUGCUUCAUUACUGAGUUUGUCCCAGGAGGAGACUUGUUCCAAAAAGUAGUAGAAAAGGGCAGGCUGCGGGGGGAAGAGGCACAGAAAAUAUUCGGGCAGAUCCUGUCAGCCAUCAUGUUCUACAAUGACCUUAACAUCGUGCAUGGAGAUCUGAAGCCCGAAAACAUCCUCUUAGACAAGGAGGGUAACGUGAAGCUGGCAGAUUUUGGUCUGGCCACCAGGUGUAGAGCUGGAACUCUACUGCAAGAGCAAUGUGGGACCAGGACCUUGAAUGCCCCAGAACAGGUACUGGGAGAGGGCUAUGAUGGGAAGAAGUCGGAUGUGUGGAGUCUGGGUGUGCUGCUCUAUUAUAUCACCACUGGGUACCCCCCCUUCCAAGGAAACACCAUGGAAGAGAUCGAGGGGAAGAUCAUAACAGGCACCUACGACAUCCCAGAUAAUGUGUCUGGGCAACUGGAAAAUUUAAUUCACCAAAUGUUGACAGUUGUCCCAGAGAGGAGGCCCUCCAUUGAAGACCUUCAGCAACAUCCAUGGGUCAUGAAGUGUGAAGAACACAUUCCACGUAAGACGUUUUUAGAUCCAAACCUACUAGACUCACUCUUUGACCUUGGCUUUAAUGUGAAAGAGGUUUGGGAAUCCCUAAGAAAAAACAAAUAUGAUAAGUUGAUGUGGACAUACCUAAUAAGCCCAGAGCAGGCAUGUAAGGGGCUGCAACUUGAGUUUGGCUACCCCACCUCAGUGAAGCCUGUGGACACUGGCGUUGUGUCUCCUGCAACCCCAGAAUAUCCCUCUAUUUCUGGUCCUCACAUAAAAUGGAGGGCCAGUGAGCCCACCCUUGGCCUCUUCCACCCCCAGCUCUCACAACAGCACCUGCAUGUUAUGCCAAGAGCACCAGGGCAGAAGGCAGCCAGAAGUGACUCCAUGCCUGUGCUUUUUCCCAGGAAGAAGUGCUGGACUGCCAGCUAAGGCCCCCAAUCCACAGCCUCAACUUGCCCAAGUUCUUGAGCAGCAUAUCCGAACUGGAAUCGCUAUAGUCACUUGCGACAGAGUCUGACAUGGAAAAAUGAACUGGCCCCUCAGAGCAGCAGGUGCUUCUGGAGACUCUGCAAGACAAUCAGGGCCUGCCUCUCAAGAUUAUGAUGCUUCUCAGGGGGGCCAAGACACAAGACAGGACUCUGUUCAACAACAAAGUGGGUCCCUUAGAGAGGCAGGGUGCAGAGCCAAAUAAGGAAUUGGGCACACAGAUAUGAGAGGGUCCAUAUGUGCUUCGCAUUUAUUUUCAUGUCUUUUCAGCAGAAAAAUCAGAAAUGUGUAUGCUUGUUUUGUGGGGACCAAUAGGGUGUUCACAUAUAUUUCUUCACCAGGUGCUUUAAUUAAACACUGCCACUUAUCAUUCCUCCUCAGGAAGACAUCCUGCUGGAACAUUCUCAGGUUGUGUCCAAUGUUACUGAACUA
Onychomys torridus (southern grasshopper mouse) is the source of this 2515-nucleotide messenger RNA. RefSeq names its product putative sperm motility kinase W. Gene Ontology annotation, molecular function: ATP binding; protein serine/threonine kinase activity. The record is from RefSeq and is a predicted model, not a curated record. Gene Ontology annotation, biological process: intracellular signal transduction; protein phosphorylation. NCBI's taxonomy places the organism in Eukaryota, Metazoa, Chordata, Mammalia, Rodentia, Cricetidae. Gene Ontology annotation, cellular component: cytoplasm.